Nannospalax galili (Upper Galilee mountains blind mole rat) is the source of this 4453-nucleotide messenger RNA. RefSeq names its product WASH complex subunit 2C (gene Washc2c). The transcript is spliced from 30 exons. Gene Ontology annotation, cellular component: early endosome; WASH complex. Gene Ontology annotation, biological process: retrograde transport, endosome to Golgi; protein localization to endosome. Lineage: Eukaryota; Metazoa; Chordata; Mammalia; Rodentia; Spalacidae. Gene Ontology annotation, molecular function: retromer complex binding; phosphatidylinositol phosphate binding. The record is from RefSeq and is a predicted model, not a curated record. The coding region runs from base 1 to 3996 and encodes 1331 amino acids.
AUGAACCAGACUAGCCCUGACCCCGAACGGGCACUGGCGCCCGAGCCCGUGUGGGAGCGGCCCUGGUCGGUGGAGGAAAUCCGCAGGAGCAGCCAGAGCUGGUCCCUAGCGGCGGACGCGGGCCUACUCCAGUUUCUGCAGGACUUCUCACAGCACACUAUAUCCAGGACCCAUGAAAUCAAGAAACAGAUGGAUGGAUUAAUUCGGGAGACUAAAGCCACACAUUGUCGACUGCAUAAUGUCUUCAAUGACUUCCUUAUGCUGUCUAACACCCAGUUCAUUGAGAAUCGCGUGUACGAUGAAGAAGUGGAGGAGCCGGUACUCAAGGCUGAGGCAGAAAAACCAGAACAGGAGAAGACUCGAGAACAGAAAGAAGUAGAUCUGAUUCCUAAAGUUCAGGAGGCUGUAAACUACGGAUUACAAGUAUUAGACAGUGCAUUUGAGCAACUUGACAUAAAAGCAGGGAAUUCGGACUCCGAAGAAGAAGAUGCUAAUGAGCGAGUGGAACUGAUCCUUGAACCAAAGGAUCUCUACAUCGACCGUCCUUUACCCUACCUCAUUGGGUCAAAGCUCUUCAUGGAGCAGGAAGAUGUAGGACUUGGAGAGCUGUCCAGUGAAGAUGGCUCUGUAGGCAGUGAUCAUGGGAGUGUUGGAUACAGUGAAGAAGAGAAAGAGGAGGAGGUAUCAGAUGAAGAGUUUGCUCGUCACAGUGACAAUGAUCAAAAUCAGCGUACCACACAGGUGACUGAUGAAGAAGAGGAUGAUGAUGGUGACCUCUUUGCUGACUCUGAAAAGGAGGAGGAAGAUAUUGAGGACUUUGAGGAAAAUACUAAACCUAAAAGACCCACGUCUUUUGCUGAUGAGCUGGUGGCUCGGAUCAAAGGUGAUGUCCCUAGUCUGCGGAAAGAGGAGCAGAUAGCAGAUGCUAAGCCUCAGAAGACAAGGAAAGAGAAGAAGGAAAGGGGGACACCAUCAGAUGAUGAAGAAGAGAACUUAUUUGCACCCCCCAAGUUAACUGAUGAAGACUUCACACCGUUUGGCUCCAGAAGUGGUCUGUUCAGUGGAGGGCAGGGACUCUUUGAUGAUGAUGAGGAGAGUGACCUCUUCAGAGAAGCACCCUGGAGUCAGCCAGCACAAGCCUCUGUUAGUGAAGAGUCUCCAUCCUCCAAACCUGCAAAGAAAAUCCCAGCAGGAGCUGUUUCUGUAUUUUUAGGGGACACUGAUGUGUUUGGGGCCACCUCUGCCCCAUCACUGAAGGAGCGCCAGAGACCCGAGCAGCCCAUUUCAGAGAAGAGCCCAUACCUGUCAGCACCGGCUGCUGGCCUCUUCGAUGAUGAUGAUGAUGAUGACUUUUUUGUGGCAUCCUGUAGCAAACCUUCCAACACUGACAAAGUCAAGUCCACUGCCAGUAUCUUUGAUGAUGGGGACGGAGAUCUGUUCAGUGAGCAAGCAGCUCUACCAGACGCUCCUGUGCCUCAGACAGAUGAGAGCAAAACGAAGGCAGCAAAAACGAUGACCUUACCUUCUAGCAAAAAUCCAAAGCUUGUAUCAGAAACAAAGACUCAGAAAGGUUUAUUUUCAGAUGAAGAGGACUCUGAGGAUUUAUUUUCUUCACAAAAUUCGAGUAAGUCAAAAAAUGCAUCGCUUCUGCCCAGCAAGCUCCCUGCCUCGGUCUCUCUUUUCAGUGAUGAUGAUGAAGAGGAUAAUCUUUUUGGGACUGUGACUGCUAAAAAGCAGACGUCAUCUCUACCAGCUCAGAGUCAAGAGAAACCCAAACCUUCAGAACAAUCCAAAAAGAAAGCAUCUGCCUUGUUGUUCAGCAGUGAUGAAGAGGACCAAUGGAAUAUUACUGAUUCACAGACCAAGGCAACAAGUGACAGCAGGUCCAAAGGAGAAUUCAGGGACCUGGGGAAGAGCCAAAGCCAGGAGGCCAUGGCUGUGAAAAAGACCAGUCUGUUUGAGGAAGAAGAUGAUGAAGAUGAUCUGUUUGCUAUUGCUAAAGACAGCCAAAAGAAGACUCAGCGAGCAUCACUCCUCUUUGAAGAUGACGCCGAUAGUGGAAGCUCUCUGUUUGGCUCUCCUCCGGUGACUGUUUCGUCUGCAGCAGUGAAAAAAGAGACCAACUCUGAGGUGCCACCUUUGCUGUUCAGUGAUGAGGAGAAGGAGGCAGCGUUCGGAGAGAAAGCUGUGGAGGUGAAGGUUGACGCCAGAGCGUCCUCAGAGCUGGGCAGUGCUGAUACAGCUGAGGUGGCAGAGAAGGAUGGACUUUGGACUGCAUCUGAUCAGGAAGCAGCCGGGCAUUCUGAUUUAUUUUCUUCUACAUCUCCAUUGGACAAAGGCGCCAAGGGUAGAAGCAAAACUGUUCUCAGCUUGUUUGAUGAGGAAGAGGACAAAAUGGGAGAUGUAAACAAUGUCUCUGUGCCACAGAAUGAAAUAGGGAAGGGUCCCAAUAGUGAUGGCCGCCCUAAGAGCACAGGUGUCUUCCAGGAUGAAGAGCUCCUUUUCAGCCACCAGCUUCAAAAAGACAAUGACCCAGAUGUUGAUCUUUUUGCUGGCACCAAAAAACCCAGGUUGUCAGUGCCAAGUGGUGGGAGCCUGUUUGGUGAUGAUGAAGAUGAUGAUCUUUUCAGCUCUGCCAAGACUCCGCCUGUGGUACCAGAAAAAAAGAGAGUUGUGAAAAAAGACCACCCUAUUUCUUCUUUAAAGAACCAGAAGUAUCCUGAAUCCACUCAAGGUAGCAAAGAAAAAGGCAUAUGGAAACCAGACACACCGCAGGAUUCAUCAGGUCUCGCUCCAUUUAAAACCAAAGAGCCAUCCACUCGGAUCGGGAAAAUACAAGCAAAUUUAGCAAUUAACCCAGCAGCCUUGCUGCCUACAGCGCCGCUGCAGAUCCUGGGAGCGAAGCCUGUGUCACCUGAAUUAGCUUUUCCUUCAUCUGAACCGGGAAGGAGCCACGGUCUGGAAAGUGUCCCCGCUCUUCCCGGGAGUGGAGAGGCGGGCGUGAGUUUUGAUCUUCCAGCCCAGGCAGACACCUUGCACAGUGCAAACAAGAGUCGUGUUAAAGUUAGAGGAAAGCGUAGACCGCAGACCCGAGCGGCCAGGAGGCUGGCAGCCCAGGAGUCCAGUGACGCUGAGGACGUGUGUGUCCCCAGAGGUGCUGCUGCGCAGUUGGCAGGUAGUCCUGUUUCACCAAGUGGCCAUCACCCUCAGCUGCAACCGAGAGCCGCAGGUGGAGAAAUCAGUGCUGAGGAGGCCAUGGCCAUAGCCACCCCACCUUGGGAAGCUGGUACUGUGUCUGCAGUGGACAGAAGCCCCUUUGUGAAGUCUCUGCAUCAGACCAGAAAUGAAGCUGACCUAUUUGAUUCUGGGGACAUCUUUUCCAAAAGCAUAGGAUCACAGUCCAUGGAGAGAGCAAAAGUCAAGGGGAAGGCAGCAGAGACCCCGGCCCACUUGCCAGGAGGAAGUAAAGAGAAGAGCCCCCUGUUUCCAGCCCUUAGUGAGGCCAGUAGUGACGAUGAUCUCUUCCAGUCUGCCAAACCCAGACCAGCAAAGAAACCAAAUCCUUUUCCCCUCCUGGAAGAUGAGGAUGAUCUCUUUGCAGAUCACAAUGACAAAAAGAAUGAGCAGAAAUCAGACAGUCAUCAGGACUUUGCAUCAAAAACACAAGACAUUUUUGAGGAUGAUAUAUUUGCUACGGAAGCAAUUAAACCUCUUCAUAAAAAAAGAGAGAAGGAAAGAACUUUGGAAUCCAACUUAUUUGAUGAUAAUGUUGAUAUCUUUGCUGACUUAACUGUAAAGCCCAAAGAAAAGUCCAAAAAGAAAGUGGAAGCCAAGUCAGUGUUUGAUGAUGAUACAGAUGAUAUCUUCUCUUCUGGUCUCCAGGCUAAGACAGCCAAACCAAAAGGCCAGUCUUCACAGGCAGCAUCAGAACCAAGAUCUGAGCACAAGGUGUCCAACAUUUUUGAUGACCCCCUGAAUGCCUUUGGAAGCCAGUAAUGCACAGGGUCUCCAUGCUUCACAUAUCAGCUGCAUCUUUAAGUUAGUGAUGCUGUCUUCUUAGGCUCAUUGUCUUAAUGGGAUUCCAGAAAGUAAACAUGAAAUACAUAGUUCAUGUUUUACCCUAAUUUUUCUGCACUGAUUUUAAUUAUGCUUAAUAUUACAAAACAAAAACAAAUGGCUCACAGGGCAUGUUAGAGACGAAAUCUAUUUGUGGCUUUCAUAUAUGGGGAGGGAAGCCAAGUUGGCAAAUGCCAGGCAGAUGAUCUUUGUUAGGUCAGCGGGAGUCCUUAGUGUGGUCAGGGCCUAGGCAGGUGAAAGAAAGAGCAGGUGAGAGAUUAGAGUUUUAUGAUUCUAAGCCUGUGAGAAGAGACUUCCAACAACUUCCUAAGAUGCCUCUGCAAGGUAUCGUCCUCCACUGUGUCUCAUUCUGUAAAUAAAGUUUUAUUGGAACACA